AUGUUUGAUCGGCGUCUUCUUGGUGUACAAGUAAAGAGUAUGUCAAAUAACUGUAGGAACGUAGAUGCUUUAUGGUGUCGACUGCCGAAGGACCACCCCAGUUUGCCUGACGUCAACUGUAUCCGUAUCCACAGACCUAAAUCAGUUCGUUUAGAACAAACUCAGUAUAGUAGUAGCCAAGGGAACGAAGAACAAGAGAAUACUACUGGGCUAAUACCUAGUGCGCACAACUUGGGCACCGCACCACACACAAAACUUCAUUUCCCUCUGCCACAUUCACGCGCCCUAAAACAUAACUGCGACUUCAAACUCCCGCAAAUCACCAAACACAACCCGUCAUCAAAGACCGAUAUACCGACCGACAUCAUGCCUCCUAAGAAGUGGGAUGAAGAGGAGAGCGACGACAGCUCCUCCUCCUCCGCUGCCCCUGCCGUUGGUGCCGCAGCCGUUGCUGCUCGCCGCAAGUUCGACGAUGAAGAGGACGAUGGAGAUGUCCUAGAUUCGUGGGAUGCCGAUGACUCCGAGGCCGAGCGUGAAAAGGAGCGCAAGGCUGCCGAGGUCAAGCAGAAGGCUGCCGCCGCCGCCGCAGCUGCCAAGAAGCCCAAGGGUCUGCGAAUCGCCCAACACCAAGCCGAGCGUGCCCAGCAGAAGGCUGAAGCCGAGGAAUCCGAUGAAUACGAGGAGACCGAGGGCGAGAAGCGUGAGCGACUCCGGCGCACCGAGCAGGAGGCCGAUCUCGCACACGCUGCCGAUAUGUUUGGAGAUAUUGGAAUCAGUGCCAACCGUUCCAAGGCUCGUCCCGCUACUGUCGUCGUCGACGCCAAUGAUCCCACCAAGACCGUCGACAUCUCCAAGCUGCCUCUCUUCCAGCCAAAGACCAAGCUCCAGUUCGAGACCCUCCGAGCAAGCAUCGCUCCUCUCAUCUCGGCCAACGCAAAGAGCGCCCACUACUCUCUGUUCCUCCAAGACUUCACCAAGGCCCUUGCCAAGGAGAUGAACAGCGAACAGAUCAAGAAACUCGCCAGCAGCAUGACUGCUUUGGGUAACGAAAAGAUGAGGGAGGAGAAGGCUGCCGACAAGGGCGGCAAGAAGUCAAAGGCUGCCAAAACCAAGACUUCCCUCGUCACUGGCCGUGCUAACGUUGCGGACACUACCACCUACGACGACAACGAUGACUUUGGAGAUAACACACGAAGGAGACCUCUCGCCCCUGGGUUCCGACCCACCGCUUCCAGCCUCGACUUGUACACUCCCGCCCCCGUCCAACUGUUUGCCAACUCGGCAUGCCGUCGACGCAAAGAUGACAAUCAAGUCCCGCGGCGUCGCCUCGAAACCCUCUCGGUUACUCGAGGGCAGAAGCAGGGGAGUAUGGCGGAGGUGCUCUGGGAGGGAAAGGCAGCAGGCAUGCAAAAGUGGUUAAUGCCCUAA
This is a messenger RNA of Fusarium pseudograminearum CS3096, 1428 nucleotides long. RefSeq lists its product as uncharacterized. The coding region runs from base 1 to 1428 and encodes 475 amino acids. Gene Ontology annotation, molecular function: translation initiation factor activity. Gene Ontology annotation, cellular component: cytoplasm; eukaryotic translation initiation factor 3 complex. The record is from RefSeq and is a predicted model, not a curated record. Lineage: Eukaryota; Fungi; Ascomycota; Sordariomycetes; Hypocreales; Nectriaceae. The transcript has 8 exons.